This is a messenger RNA of Effrenium voratum, 306 nucleotides long. NCBI's taxonomy places the organism in Eukaryota, Dinophyceae, Suessiales, Symbiodiniaceae. The record is from the annotation of a GenBank genome assembly.
AUGGCAAACAGUGUGUUUCUGCAAUUUGCCCCGAAUCAUCAGUCAUUGGCAAGGCUGCAGCAAAGCGAGCAUGUUCUUGAAGGGCUUUUCAGCCCAUUUAAGCUGAGAAGCGCUUGUGCCGCCUUCAUGGCCUGCGUACCGUGCAUCAGGAAGUGCGCCCUUCCACCGCCAAGUGUCUGUUGUGACACACAGCCCCCUGGCAGGUUUGCCAUGAUCCAACCCGGCUACCGCAUCAUGUGCCUGCCUCACUGCACACUGCUGAUAAUGCUUUAUACGGCCCCUGGCUCAGCCCAGCCAAUCAAAUGA